Messenger RNA from Zootermopsis nevadensis, 4045 nucleotides. RefSeq names its product Rev1 DNA directed polymerase (gene Rev1). The record is from RefSeq and is a predicted model, not a curated record. Gene Ontology annotation, biological process: error-prone translesion synthesis; error-free translesion synthesis. Gene Ontology annotation, molecular function: deoxycytidyl transferase activity; DNA-directed DNA polymerase activity; damaged DNA binding. NCBI's taxonomy places the organism in Eukaryota, Metazoa, Arthropoda, Insecta, Blattodea, Termopsidae. Gene Ontology annotation, cellular component: nucleus.
AUUAAGUUAUAGUUUAAUUGUAACGAAGAUCAUAUUCCACUUUUUAAUGUACAUAAGAGCGUUAAUUAACUCCAGAAUCUGUUGCAUUUGCUACAAUACCCUCAAAACAACAGCUGGAGUAGUACACAUUGAGUAGAAUUUUGGUAACCGUGAUUAGAUGUUGAUCUGCUGAAAGUGUUGGCGAUAUUAUCUUUCUCUGCUAUCUUUUGUGAUAGUUGGCGGUGAUUGAAAUCAAUUUGUUAGAAUAACGUGGAAGAAUUAUGAUGAUGGUUACUUUGCUAGAGGUGAUGUAAUUUGCACGAGAAUGCACAAGCGACGGCAGAGGCGGACUUCUGGAGAUAAUGGAUUUGCUUCAUGGCCAACUGUGACUGUGGUGCGAGUCAUCAGACCAUCAAACAUAUUGUGCAGGAAUGUCACCUGAAGGCAUACCCAGGGGAUUUCCUCCUAGCCUCUCCACCAGCACUUGAAUGGAUUGUCAAUCUUGACCUAAAACUAUAGGUGGAUAUAUGGCAGCAAAGAAAGCAAAAUUGCAGGAACAGUUUUCAGAAGAUGUUGCAAAAGAGGGUAGUAGCCAGAGUAAUGCUAGCAGCAAUAUCUUCCAUGGUGUGGCUAUCUUCGUGAAUGGGUACACAGUACCAUCUGCAGACUCACUAAAAAGAAUGAUGAUGAUGCAUGGAGGGAUGUAUCACCACUACCAGUCAGACAAGACAACACAUAUUAUAGCCUCCAACCUGCCAAACUGUAAGCUGAAGCAGCUGAGAACAAUGAAGGUGGUAAAACCAAAUUGGAUUGUAGACAGUGUGCAGGAGCACAGGCUGCUGGAUUAUCGACAGUAUCUUCUGUACACAUCCAGAGCACAGGCACGGUUGAAUUUUGGCCAGAGUGAAGUGGAAAGUGUGACUGUAGUUCAGGGAACAAAGACUGUUAGUGAGAAUAAUAAAUCAGCAAGCAUUAUACAGACUGACAUGUCCACUAGUGAUGUUGCUGAGGAAAAGCAGUUGUCACAUGCCACUGCACGCAAUGCCACUGAACCAAACUUCCUCUCUGAGUUUUACAGCCACUCUCGCCUGCACCACAUUUCCACAAUGGGCGCUUUGUUCAAACAGUAUGUGACACAGCUCAGGGAAGAGAGUGAUGGCAGGUUCCCUGGACAGAAGAGAUUACGGGAGUUUGGUACAAUGAAUAACAAUUCCCAGAAUUUGAGUAGUGAUAGGACGAUAAUGCACAUUGAUAUGGAUUGCUUCUUUGUGUCUGUUGGCUUGCGGGACAGGCCACACUUGAAGGGUUUGCCUGUUGCUGUCACACACGCUAAAGGAAAUAUUGCUCCUUCACAUCAACGUAAAGGAGUCGAUCUUGCAUUUGAGAUGAACUACUACAAGCAGAAAUCAGAAAUUGAGACUGUUAGCAAUGUGGAUGAGAUUGAUUCUCUGUCUGAGAUUGCAUCAUGCAGUUAUGAGGCCAGAAAAUGUGGUCUGAAGAAUGGAAUGUUCUUGGGAACAGCCCUUAAACUUUGUCCGAAUCUGAAGACCAUUCCAUACGACUUUGAGGGAUAUAAAGAAGUGUCCUACUGCCUCUAUAAUACUGUAGCAGCCUUCACACUGGAUAUAGAAGCAGUGAGCUGUGAUGAGAUGUUUGUUGACUGCAAGGAUGUUCUGCGGAACACCUGCACAUCCCCUGUACAGUUUGCCUCAUUUCUUCGACAAGAAAUUAAGGACAAAACUGGAUGUUCGGCAUCAGCAGGCUUUGGUUCUAACCGCUUGCAGGCACGUCUUGCCACAAAGAAAGCCAAACCAGAUGGACAGUUCUACUUGGAACCCUCCAUGGUCACUAACUUCAUGCUGGACAUCGUGGUAGAGGAUCUUCCAGGCGUGGGCCGAAACCUGACCAGUCUUCUGCAUGUUAUGGGUGCACGCACUUGUUCAGAUCUUCAGCGUUUCUCCCAGGCUCACCUGCAGCAAGAGUUCGGGGUGAAGACUGGUAAUGCCCUGUACAUGCACUGUCGGGGUAAAGAUGAUCGGGUGCUGAGCUUCAGCCAUCAGCGCAAGUCUGUUUCAGCUGAAGUGAAUUAUGGUAUCCGAUUCACCAGUCAGGAAGAAGCUACAGCAUUCCUGAAACAGUUGGCAGGCGAGGUUUCAUCAAGACUGAAGAAAAUCAAGUUGAAGGGUCGGUGCAUCACGCUCAAACUGAUGGUAAGGGCUAAGGAGGCACCCAUAGAAACUGCAAAGUUUCUUGGUCAUGGGGUGUGUGACCAUGUGACACGUUCUUCCACUCUUACGACUGCUGUUGCUGAUCAAGACACAAUAGCAAGAGAGGUGCUUUCAAUUGCAAAGCAGUUGUCAGUGAAACCAAGUGAUAUGCGAGGUGUUGGCAUCCAGGUGACCCGUCUGGAAAGUGACAGUAUGAGCAGUAAGUUUCUAGACAGGUUCUUGUUGCGGGCCACUAGAGGAACUCAGCAGGCCAAUUCUAGUAGAGCACCCAAGGAAGAGAGAAACACACAACAGACAGUGAGAGCCAGUAAUGUGGGCAGCCCUGUGGUACAGAAUAGGGUCUCUCCUCAGCAGGCUUCCUCCAAUAUUGCUCCACAGCAGGAGGUGUGUACAAGCAAAGGUGAACUCACAUCAAGGCUACAGUUUGAGAUCAGCCCUUAUGAAGUGUGUGACUUGGAUGAAGAAGUGUUAGCUGCCUUGCCAGAAGAUAUCAGGCAGGAAAUUCUACAGACAUGCCAGUCCAGCAGCAAUUUACAGGUACAGAAGGAUGAAGUAGUGACCAACAUGAAGUCUCCAGUUAUUGAACAGGUUGACAUGUCGCUGUACAAUUCAAUGACCGUAAAUCAGGUUCGGUCUCUGAUGAAGGAAUGGGUGUCAUGUGAGGACACACCCCAGCCUUGUGAUGUUAGCAUGUUAGCAGACUAUUUAGAGAGGCAAGUUGCUAGUCGGAACAUAGAUGACAUCAUUCUUGUGGUCAGGUGUCUCUACAGGUGUGUGUACAAGAAAAAGAGUGGUGUGUGGCAAGAGGCUUAUCAUAACAUCAUGAAGAAAGUGCAGGAUAUGAUGCUUGUUGUUUAUGGAGCUAAGCUGAAGCUGCAGGACACAUUCACAUGAGCAUCUAUAUGGCCAUAUGUUAUGUACACAUACGUACAUCUUUAUGACAUUCCAUUGAUCCUUAAGAUAGUCAGAUAACAGUUAUUUCAAGUACAAUUCAUAAUACUACUGUGUGGGAAAUGUUGGCAUUUCAAUCUGUUUUGUAAAAAUCACCCUUUCAGUAUGUUUAGUGAAAUCCAUCCAGCAUUUCAACCUCAGAUUCACCCAUGAAGUUUGUAUAAGUAAAAUACAUUAUUAGUAUUACUACAUUUAUGAACUUUGUCCAUUAUUUUGGGUAUUCUGAACAGUUCACAGGAUUUGAGAUUCUGGAUCUGUUUCUGUCCUCAUGUGAAAAGGUAGGGAGUGUCUACUCUGUUGGGUCCAUUAGAAACAGCUGGAUCAGUGACUGACAUUUACUCUUACUAAUGGAUACAACCAACUGAGUUUACCUGCCCCAACCCCUUCACCCUAGAAUGGAUAACAAAUUCAGUUUUCAAAACAUGGUGUUCUGUUCACAGUACAAUUAGAUGGACGAAGCCCAGAAAUUCAUUAAAACUAAUAGAAACAUACCAUCAUUGGAACUCUAGAAUUGAUUGGUAACAUAAGCUUUGGCAAUAACAGCCACCACAUGAAAAAAUAAAGACAAAACAGUAAAUACUUUAAUCAUUGGAUACCAGUCACUUUAUAGCAAGAACAGUAAUUUAUAAACAGAAAUUUUACCAUUUAAAACUGAUGUUCAAAAAGAUUGUGUAUUUAUGUACAUCUUAACAUGAAAGGCUUGACUGUGACCAAAUGUAUUUUCUCAAAAUGUGCUAUAGGAUACGUGAACCAAGACUUGGCAUGCAUAUUUGAUUUUGAACCUCACUGGCUUAUCAGUUUUGUCGGCAGAUGAAAAUAAAUUUCCAGCCCCUAAACUAUUUGUAAUAUUUAUGUUAAAUAAUUACAAGGCAAAAUCAUGGAAUCAA